UCAGUCCGCCAUUUUCCCUGGAGUGAGGCGAAGAGGCGGCGGUGGAGAAAGAGCUUCCUGUGGCGCCACGGAGAGGGACGGACGGAGAGGAACAUAAGGAAUUCAUAGCGAUAUCUCUGGUGUGAUGACAACAAAAGCAGCAUCUAGUGCACAUUGGGGGAUUUGGAAACCAAAGAAGCUGUAAGGAAAAGAGUCCUAUAUGAAAAAGACAUCCUCUCAAGGUGCUGUUCCUGUUGAACUGACUUUGGAUCGGAAAGGGAAAAAGAAGUAUCCAUAUUGCAGUUAAAAAAACAUACCACUGUCAACAUGCAGGAGAAACCCUAUAAAUGCCUGGAGUGUGGAAAGAGCUUCAAACACAAUCAAAGUCUGCAGCCACAUCAAAGGACUCACACUGGGGAGAAACCCUAUACAUGCCUAGAAUGUGGACUAGGUUUAACUCGGAAGGAUAAUCUGCAGCAACAUGAAAGGACUCACACUGGGGAGAAACCCUAUGAAUGCCUGGUGUGUGGAAAGAGCUUCACUCAGAGGAAACAUCUGCAGCAACAUGAAAGGAUUCACACUGGUGAUAAAUCCUAUGAAUGCCUGGAAUGUGGAAAGAGCUUCACCCGGUAUGGGAGUCUGCAGUCUCACCACAGAACUCACACUGGGGAGAAACCCUAUAARUGUCUGGAAUGUGGAAUGAACUUCACCCAAAGUGGUCAUCUACAUUCACAUCAAAGGACUCACACUGGGGAGAAACCCUAUGAAUGCCUGGAGUGUGGAAGGAGUUUCACUUUGAGAUGUCAUCUGCAGCGACAUGAAAGGAUUCACACUGGGGAGAAACCCUAUGAAUGCCUGGAGUGUGGAAAGAGUUUCACUUUGAGACAUAAUCUGCAGCAACAUGAAAGGAUUCACACUGGUGAUAAAUCCUAUAAAUGCCUGGAAUGUGGAAAGAGAUUCACUCAUAGUGGAACUCUACAGGAACACCAACAAACUCACACUGGGGAGAAACCCUAUAAAUGCCUGAAGUGUGGAAAGAGAUUCACUUGGCAUGGGAAUCUGCGGUAUCACCACAGAACUCACACUGGGGAGAAACCCUAUAAAUGUCUGGAAUGUGGAAAGAACUUCAGCCGGAGUGGAAGUCUACAUUCACAUCAACGAACUCACACUGGGGAGAAACCCUAUGAAUGCCUGGAGUGUGGAAUGAGUUUCACUUUGAGACAUCAGCUGCAGCAACAUGAAAGGAUCCACACUGGGGAGAAACCCUAUAAAUGCCUGGAGUGUGGAAAGAACUUCACAGGCAGUGGAAACCUACGUAGACACCAACGAACUCACACUGGGGAGAAACCCUAUGAAUGCCUGGAGUGUGGAAAGAACUUCACUGCCAGUGGAGACCUACGUAGACACCAACGAACUCACACUGGGGAGAAACUCUAUAAAUGCCUGGAGUGUGGAAAAAGCUUCUCUGAAAGUAGAAAUCUUCUAAAACAUAAUAGAACGCACACUGGGAUGCCUUGAGUAUGGAAAGCGUUUCACUGGGAGGGGUCAUCUGAGCCUUGAGUAUGGAAAGCGUUUCACUGGGAGGGGCCGGAUAAAUGCCCUCGGGGGGCCGGGUCUUGCCCGCGGGCCGUAGUUUGUGGACCCCUGAAAUAGAUAAAUGUAGAAGAAUGGGAGGAACUUUGGAGGAAUUGCUUACAAUUUUCAAGAAGUUACUCCGUUAAAGAAAAGUUUUACAAAAUGAUUCGCAGAUGUUACAUAACUUGAGAAAAAUCGUAGAAGAUAAAUUAAAAAAAAUGAAUUUAUGCUGGAAAUGUAAAGAAAUGACUGGAACCUUUUAUCAUAUGUGCUGAACUUGCCCAAAGGCUACAAGUGCAUACCAACAUUGAAAACAAAAUUUAAAAAACUAAGUAACACUGAAUCCAGAACAUUUUUAAUUGGGACUUUUAGACAAGCAAAUCCCAAAACAGCAGGAAAGAAUCUUCCUGUACAUGACUACAGCAGCAAGAAAUGAAUAUGCAAAACUAUGGAAAAAACAAAGAACACCAACACCAGAGGAAUGGAUUAUAACUUUUUUUAAAUGGCUGAUAUUCUGGAAAUGUAAAGAAAUGACUGGAACCUUUUAUCCUAUGUGCUGAACUUGCCCAAAAGCUAAAGCCUUCUAGAUAAGAGUGCAUAUUUUAUUGAAACAUUUUUUUU
Molecule: messenger RNA, 2175 nt
Organism: Anolis sagrei ordinatus
Lineage: Eukaryota; Metazoa; Chordata; Lepidosauria; Squamata; Anolidae
Source: RefSeq, a predicted model, not a curated record